This is a messenger RNA of Callorhinchus milii (elephant shark), 4549 nucleotides long. RefSeq names its product ANKH inorganic pyrophosphate transport regulator b (gene ankhb). The transcript has 12 exons. Gene Ontology annotation, cellular component: membrane. The record is from RefSeq and is a predicted model, not a curated record. Gene Ontology annotation, molecular function: phosphate transmembrane transporter activity. NCBI's taxonomy places the organism in Eukaryota, Metazoa, Chordata, Chondrichthyes, Chimaeriformes, Callorhinchidae. The coding region runs from base 20 to 1495 and encodes 491 amino acids. Gene Ontology annotation, biological process: phosphate ion transmembrane transport.
CGGUGGGUGGGGACCAGCCAUGCUGAAGCUCACCGCCUUUCAGACCCAUUACUGGCCGCUGGUGAGGUUCCUGGUCCCUCUGGCCAUCACCAACAUCGCCGUGGAUCUCGGGGAGCAGGCAUUAAACAGGGGCAUAGCAGCUGUAAAAGAGGAUGCCAUUGAGAUGCUUGCUAGUUAUGGACUGGCCUACUCCCUCAUGAAGUUCUUCACUGGGCCAAUGAGUGACUUUAAGAAUGUGGGCUUGGUGUUUGUGCACAGCAAGCGAGACAGGAUCAAGGCUGUUCUCUGCAUGAUCACAGCUGGCACUGUGGCUGCCAUCUUUCAUGUUCUAAUAGCGCAUACAAAUCUGGGCUACUACAUCAUUAACAAGUUACAUCACGUGGAUGAUUCUGUGGGAAGUAAAACCAGGAAAGCUUUCCUCUACUUGGCCGCUUUCCCAAUGCUGGAUGCGUUGGCCUGGACUCACGCAGGCAUUCUGCUAAAGCACAAAUACAGUUUACUGGUGGGCUGUGCUUCUGUCUCCGAUGUCAUUACUCAGAUUGUAUUUGUGUCUAUCUUGCUUCACAGUCAUUUGGAGUGCACAGAACCUCUCCUGAUCCCAAUCCUGUCCUUGUAUAUGGGUGUAAUGGUCCGUUUUACCAUGCUGGGCCUUGGCUACUACAAAAAUGUACAUGAUGUAAUUCCGGAGAGAAGUGGACCUGAAAUGGGGGGAGAAGCUACAAUAAAGAAGAUGCUGGCUUUCUGGUGGCCUCUAGCUCUGAUCCUAGCCACUCAGCGGAUCAGCAGGCCCAUAGUCAAUUUGUUUGUGUCUCGUGACUUGGGGGGCAGUCCCACAGCCACAGAGGCUGUUGCAGUUCUGACAGCAACAUACCCAGUGGGUCAUAUGCCUUACGGGUGGCUGACUGAGCUCCGAGCUGUUUAUCCUGCAUUUGACAAGAACAAUUCCAGCAAUAAACUCGGACACAUCAUCAAUAAAUCGCAUAUCAAGAGGUUUACCUUCACCUGCUUAGCUAUGUCCGUCACACUCUGCUUUGUUGUGUUCUGGACUCCACAUCUGUCUGAAAAGAUUCUGGUUGACCUGAUAGGUGUGAACUUCGCUUUUGCUGAGCUCUGUGUGACUCCAUUAAGGAUCUUCUCCUUUUUCCCUUUCCCAGUUACAGUUCGAGCUCAUUUGACCGGCUGGUUGAUGACCCUAAAGAAGACUUUUGUGUUGGCUCCCAGUUCCGUGCUGAGGAUAGUGGUUCUCAUUACAAGCCUGAUUGUGCUACCUUACAUGGGAGUACACGGUGCAUCUUUAGGGGUUGGGUCACUUCUGGCUGGUUUCCUUGGAGAAUCUGCUAUGGUAGCGAUAGCAUCUUGCUAUGUAUAUCGCAAAGAGAAAAAGAAGAGAGCGCUGGAUGAGCUUGCAGCCGAGGGGGAGGACUCUGCAAUGAACGAUGAGAUUGCCCCUGAGGAGAUGACUGAGGUUGUGGAAAUGGAGGAAGAAGACGACUGAACAGUUCUGGAUGCCAUGGGGAUCACUCCGGUGCAACAACGUGCCCGCUCCCUCUCUUCUGCCCGAAUCUCCAUUGCUUUUUUUUCCCAAGGGAGCCUGCACCAACAGCAAAGACGGAUCUCAGUCAGUGUUGGUGAAUUUAUCCUUCUCCCCUCCCUUCCUCUCCCGCCAACCUUCCACUGAGCACAAGAAAACGACUUCUUAAACAAAAAAUAAGUCUUCCACAGACCCCCUUCUUUCUGUGGUAUCAGCAACGCAUCUUCAACCAAAGCACCUUCAUCUUUCUUCCAUAGACUAUACUGCCGUCCUAUUCUUCAUUAAUAUCUUUGGUAGACUAGGGGUGUACAUUUUGGGAUUUUUAACUUCAUUUAACUGCUUGAAUUAUUAUUACGUUGCUUUUUUUUCCUUUUUAUGUCAAUUUGCGGUUAGCUUUCCAGGGGCCUACUGCAGUAUUGCCAUCACAUUGUUGCUCAAGAGAUGAAGGGAUCUCAAGGCAUCAGAACCACAAAGGACAAGUAAUUUAAGAAACAAACAUAUCAAUUUAUUUUUUUACAUACCAAGUGGAGUUUGAUAGCAGUAUUUGAGAAGAAUGCUGUGUGUGUGUGUGAUGGUGAAUUGUACAUCAAACACCAAAUGUAGGGAAGACUUGAAUUUCAUGAAUGAGAAAGUGCAUAAUGACAUGAGACUACUUGAAAAUAAAUUAGACUGGGUACAGACUGUGUGAGAGUUGACAUGGCUUAAAAAUAUUGAGCUCAAACAUAGUUUAAAGUGAUCCCAUCACUGCGUAAAUAUCUAUAUAUAAAUGUGUUAACCCAUUUAAAUUCAGUACAUUAACUCAGAGCAUUGUAUAUUGCAAAGCAACAAGUACCGUACAUUUUAAAUGUCAAGUAAAUGAACAUUGGAUAUUUUUUCUCUGCUGUAUUGAGGGUGGAUUAUUUCUCACCGAUUUAGAAUGGGAAGGGGGCAGACCACUUUGGGGAAUGGUCCCUUUCCAAUGGCCACAGUAUGGAGAACAUCCACAUCUUGGAUGCUGUGUCUCAGUGUUUGCUAGUUUUCCCUGGACAAACAGCCCAAUCUAGUCCACAACCUCAGUGUUUUUUCUGCUGCGUUCAGUGGCAUUUUUAUUCAAUGCAUGUUACAACCAGGACUCUCAGAGAGACUGACUUUUGGUCAGUAUUUUGAGUGGGCACUGGGAGGCAAGACCUGAGAUGACACACAACCUGUUUUCUCAUGGCCAAUAAACAGCAUUCAUUACAUUAUAUUCAUCAUUUGUUUCCUGUCAAAGGCAGUCUUGAUCUUCAGAAGUGAAGAUCUAACCUAUUCAAUCCAUUCUUCCUUCAUUCGCUUGAGCGGUGAAUGGCUGUGCUUAACUUAUGGUAUAGACGAAAGCCCUGUCAGCACCAAACACAAGUGCUAAAAAGCAAAGACUUAAUCUGAGUGUAAUAAGCAACUUGCAGUGAAGCUGGUUAUUGAAUGGCUUUAGUUGGGUGUCAGUCUUGUAGAAAUAUCUUUGUUGAAGGAAUGUUUAGUGACCAUCUCCCUCGCAUUUCAGGGUGAAACCAGGCUUGACACGUGAGAAUGCAUUACACUGGUACUUGUAGGUAAAUCUUUAUAUAUGUGUGUAGUCAGCUGAUAUAAUGUUUGGUGAGAGCGUAACAUUGCAAAAACAUGUGAGUUCCAACUGCUUGGAUGGGAGAGUGAGAAUGAUUCAAUUGUUGAAGAGUGAGUGCACAUGACAGUGAAUUGUCGAGUCUUGUGUUCUGAGUUCCAGAAGCUUCUUCCAGAGUUCAUGGUGUAUUGCACCGUUUCAUUUUUAGAAAAAGAAAAUUACCUCAUUGAUUGUUUUCCUUGAACUGAACCAUCUUGUGAUAGAAUUCUUUGACAUGGCUCCUCAUGUUGUUGGGCUAAAUAUAAAAUUUAUGCAGUUAUGAAAUGUGUGUAAAAGAAUGGAAAGCUGUCCUCUUCAUUAUAAACAGAUUGACAAUGUGCUUCAUUUGAAUCUAGCCAAAUGGUGGUGGUUAAAAGAAAAAGUACAACUUUUGGUCAAUUAUAUUUGAGAUACUUUAAGAAUAUGGAUAUAAUUUUGAGAUACCAAAUAGAGAAUGUUCUAAUACACAUGUGUAUAUAUACAUAUAUUCUUUCUUCUCUAUAUAAUGUAUACGUAUAAAUUUCCUCUAUUUAUAAUACGUAUAUAUUUUACUUUCCUCUAUAUAAUGUAUAUGUAUAUAUAUUCUUCUAUAUAAUACGUUUUUUUAUUAUGUUAAGGGAUUUGCACUCAUUUUAGAUUUUUGAUCAUGUGCCCUUUUUUUUUUGCUCGUCUGGCUACUCGGAAUUAAAUGUGUUUUUUUUCUCUCACUCUGAUUAUGCUUUCGUAGCGCUGUAAAUAAAAGCUCUAUUGCUCAAUGUAAGCUGGGGAAUUUGCGCACUCUAGGUUUCCUGAUUCAUCCCAUGGGAGUCAUGUGGACCUUCUGUGGGCUAUGUGAAGGAAAUAGCUACUAACAUAAGGGAAUGGGAAAAGUUGAUGUUUGAACUGUUCAUCCACUGGAGCAGAGGAGAUUGAAGAAGGAUGAUGUGUUAGAGGUCUUUAAGAUUCGGAAGGAAAGUAACAAGGUAAAUAGGGGAAACUAUUGUCUUUCAUCAGGGAAUCAGUCACAAGGGUCACAGCCUCAAGCUUUUGAAAGAAAAAAUAAGGGAGAUUAGAAGCAAUUUCUUCACUCAAAGUUGAUGGGGUUUGUAAUUUAUUGACACAGGGAUGAACAACUGGAAUCCUUCACAAAUGAACUGAAUAGACAACGAGGCAGUGAAAGCAUAUGGGAAAAAGUGGAUUUGAAAGAAAAGAUUUUAGUAAUAUAGGCGCUGUGGCACAGACUUGAUGGGCCCAAUAGCCUCCUAUGCUGAAAAUGUCUCUAUAUUUUGGGAGUGGGGAGGUUAGUUUGAAGUUGCUCUAUAAAACUAGGGCUUGUUUUACAGUCCUAUAUUUGUAAAUCAUGACUACUAUUGUAAAAAUGUGUCUUAUUUAAUAGGUUAUCAAUAAUAAACUGAAACAAAAAAGCC